This is a messenger RNA of Diabrotica virgifera virgifera (western corn rootworm), 4732 nucleotides long. Its product is annotated as zinc finger protein 227-like. NCBI's taxonomy places the organism in Eukaryota, Metazoa, Arthropoda, Insecta, Coleoptera, Chrysomelidae. The record is from RefSeq and is a predicted model, not a curated record. Gene Ontology annotation, cellular component: nucleus. Gene Ontology annotation, biological process: regulation of transcription by RNA polymerase II. The coding region runs from base 564 to 2936 and encodes 790 amino acids. The transcript has 4 exons. Gene Ontology annotation, molecular function: RNA polymerase II cis-regulatory region sequence-specific DNA binding; DNA-binding transcription activator activity, RNA polymerase II-specific.
ACUAGGUUUCCAACAAAACAAUUUUGUAUAACACCCCGCUCGACGAGGGUCGUCUGUCAGGCCAAGUUUAAGACAUAAAACGUUAAGUUUUAAAUAAUCUACAUUGUCGGGAUUAUCAGUACCUUUUAUAAAAAUGAACACCUACAUUUUACAUUAUAUUUUACAAAAAAAAAAUCGUUUCAUUUGUAUUUUAAUUAUUGUUUUAUUAGGUUUGUUCCAACCCUUCACAUUACCGUUCUCGAAUGGUUACGGGUAUGCGCAUGCGCAAAAUUCUGCGCAGCAACACAUUUUUCGUUACUGCGCAUACUCAUAACAAUCUGGUGAUUUUGAGCAAAAUCUGGCAACUUUUUAAGCAAUUGUCUGGUGAUUUUUAGUUUUUUGACCUGGCAACUAUGUGUGAAUGAAAGAAAAGCCUUAUGAAUGGUUUGUGACGAGGACGCUACUUUUGGCUACUUUGCAUUUGUAUUUUUUGCUAGCAAAAGACCGUUCUGGAGUUUUUAAAAAUUUAUUUACAAAGUGAUUUUAUUUGUGUAAACAUAAAACUGAAAUAAUUGACAAAUAAAAUGGAAGUGAAACAAGAAGCUAGUAGUGAGCAAACUUGUAAAACAGAAACAGAUAAUGAAACCUAUGAUGAUGGUCUUUUGGAUGUCUUCAAAAUUGAAGUUAAAGAAGAACCUAAGACUGAAAGUGUAUACGAGGAUUAUGUGGUAGUCUUAAAAACUGAAGCAGAACAAGAUGAACAUAAAUUUACACCAUUUGAAGAGAAGCAAACAGCAAAUGAAAAAAGUUAUUCUCAAGAGGAGAGCAAAUUGGAAAUUAUGGAGACACUACCUAAACAUUUAUCUGAUGAAGGAAAAGCAUUUACUCAAAAUAUGACUGUUGCGACUGGACAGAGACCUUACGAAUGCGAAGUUUGUUUUAAGAAGUUUUCUCGAAAUGAGCGCUUAAAAAAUCAUUUGAGAGUGCACACAGGGAAAAAACCAUACAAGUGUGAAACUUGCUUAAAACAGUUUCGUACUACAAGUGAAUUGAAAACACAUUCGAGAACGCACACUGGAGAAAAACUUCACAAGUGCGAGAUUUGUUUUAAGCAAUUUAAUCAAGCAGGUAAUUUGAAAACACAUUUGAGAGUGCAUACUGGGGAAAAACCAUACAAGUGUGAGAUUUGCUUUAAACAGUUUAGUGAGACACGCCAUUUGAAAAUACAUUUGAGAGUGCACACUGGGGAAAAACCAUACAAGUGUGAGAUUUGCUUUAAACAGUUUAAUGAGACACGCCAUUUGAAAACACAUUUGAGAGUGCACACUGGGGAAAAACCAUACAAGUGUGAAACUUGCUUAAAACAGUUUUGUACUUCAAGUGAAGUGAAAAGCCAUUUUUUAAGAGUGCACACUGAAGAGAAACCUUACGAGUGCGACAUUUGUUUAAAACAGUUUGUUACUACAGGUGAAUUGAAAACACAUUUGAGAACGCACACUGGAGAAAAACUUUACAAGUGCGAGAUUUGUUUUAAGCAAUUUAGUCAAGCAUGUAAUUUGAAAACACAUUUGAGAGUGCAUACUGGGGAAAAACCAUACAAGUGUGAAACUUGCUUAAAACAGUUUUGUACUUCAAGUGAAGUGAAAAGCCAUUUUUUAAGAGUGCACACUGAAGAGAAACCUUACGAGUGCGACAUUUGUUUAAAACAGUUUGUUACUACAGGUGAAUUGAAAACACAUUUGAGAACGCACACUGGAGAAAAACUUUACAAGUGCGAGAUUUGUUUUAAGCAAUUUAGUCAAGUAUGUAAUUUUAAAACACAUUUGAGAGUGCAUACUGGGGAAAAACCAUACAAGUGUGAGAUUUGUUUUAAACAGUUUAGUAAGGCAGACCAUUUGAAAAGACAUUUGGGAGUGCACACUGGGGAAAAACCAUACAAGUGUGAGAUUUGCUUUAAACAGUUUAGUGAGACACGCCAUUUGAAAAUACAUUUGAGAGUGCACACUGGGGAAAAACCAUACAAGUGUGAGAUUUGCUUUAAACAGUUUAAUGAGACACGCCAUUUGAAAACACAUUUGAGAGUGCACACUGGGGAAAAACCAUACAAGUGUGAAACUUGCUUAAAACAGUUUUGUACUUCAAGUAAAGUGAAAAGCCAUUUUUUAAGAGUGCACACUGAAGAGAAACCUUACGAGUGCGACAUUUGUUUAAAACAGUUUGUUACUACAGGUGAAUUGAAAACACAUUUGAAAACGCACACUGGAGAAAAACUUUACAAGUGCGAGAUUUGUUUUAAGCAAUUUAGUCAAGUAUGUAAUUUUAAAACACAUUUGAGAGUGCAUACUGGGGAAAAACCAUACAAGUGUGAGAUUUGUUUUAAACAGUUUAGUAAGGCAGACCAUUUGAAAAGACAUUUGGGAGUGCACACUGGGGAAAAAUCUCAAAUGUGUGAAAUUUGUUUUAAACAGUUUAGUGAGGCAGGCCAUUUGAAAAGACAUUUGAGAGUGCACACUGGAGAAAAACCUCACAAAUGUGAAAUUUGUUUGAAGCAAUUUAGUCAAGCAAUUAAUUUGAAAACACAUUUGAUACUGCACACUGGGGAAAAACCAUACAAGUGUGAAACUUGCUUAAAACAGUUUUUUACUUCAACUAAAUUGAAAACACAUUUUUUAAGAGUGCACACUGGGGAAACCCCAUACAAGUGUGAUACUUGCUUAAAACAGUUUCGUACUACAAGUGAAUUGAAAACACAUUCGAGAACGCACUCUGGAGAUAAACUUUACAAGUGCGAGAUUUGUUUUAAGCAGUUUAGUCAAGCAUGUAAUUUGAAAACACAUUUGAGAGUGCAUACUGGGGAAAAACCAUACAAGUGUGAGAUUUGUUUUAAACAGUUUAGUCAAACACGUAACUUGAAAACACAUUUGAUGGUGCACACGGAAAAAGCAAUACAAGUGUGAGAUUUGCUUUAAACAGUUUAGUGAGGCAGGCCAUUUGAAAACAGAUUUGAGAGUGCACACUGGAGAAAAACCUCACAAGUGUGAGAUUCGUUUGAAGCAGUUUAACCAUUCAAUUAAUUUGAAAAACAUUUGAGAGUGCACACUGACGAAAAACCUUAGAAGUGCGAGAUUUGUUCUAAGCAGUUUUCUCAGAAUGGUAAUUUGAAACGCAAUUUGAAAGUACAUACUAGAAAAGAUCUUAACGAGAACACGUCAAUAUAAUAAUAUAAAUAAUAGAGAGAUGGGACAAAUCGAGAGAAGCAAUCCAAAUAACAUGCACGACUAUAUUAAAGCGUGACAGACAACAAGGAUGGAUGUCUGAUGUGAUAAUGGAUAUGAUGGAUAAAAGACGCAGAUUCAAGAAUAUAAAUGCAGAAAAAUAUCAGCAGAUAUAUUAUACAAAUAUUAAAGAUCCUUUGUAAAUCAGACAAACAAUUCCUUGAUAAUCUAGUUGUACUUUUUAACAUUUUGUUAUAUGUAUAAUGUUAUGGGGAAAAUUUAGAGAAUUCAUUUUAUGUCCAACACCACGAGAUCGUAGAUUUUCAUCGCCCUGUAUAUGGCCAAAAUUUGUAAAUAAUAUAUUUUAGUCGUAAGCAGUGUUUCGUGGUAAGUGAAAAACGUUAGUGGUUAAGAUUCUACGAACGGACUUAACAAUUCAAGAACAAUGGAACUGAAUUACGAUCGGUGUUAGAAAGUGGAUGUAUUUGCGGUUGACGUGAACAAUAGAAUGUUUCUAAAUACUUCCUAGAAAGUAACGACGAUAAAUAAAAUUGUUUAGUUUUAGAAUAUAGGGUUUUUCUAGCAUGUAAGAAAAAAAUUAACUUUGGUAUCUCCUGGAAUUUGACAAGACGGAAAAUUUGUAUACAACACUAUUUGUUUUUAAAAAAGAAAUUAGGGAUGUAAUGUGUAGAGAGAAUGCUUGUGAUUGGCGAGAAGACUGAUGGAGGGGAGUAGAGUGUUUGAGUCUCAGUUUGAUGAGGGAAAAAGUUUUUACUGUGUAAUUAAGAUCUGAUGAGACCAGCCUAGUUUGGAAAGUAGUGAUUUUGUGUAAAGUGGUUAAUUUGGUGGCCGUGUAAGCAGAUAGCUGUUGAGACGGAAUCGUGAUCGAGUCUAGAAGUAAAAUCUCGUGUCCGAAUAGAUUCCUGUUUCUGUCUGGAACGAGUAGCCGGUUUGUAUCAAUUUUGCACAAGAUAUCGAGCUGAGAGAAAAAUCUUGGAAUUAUAAAGAUUGAUAUUGUUUGUGUCGAGUCAGAGACUAAAUUGAGGAGAGAUUUCGAGCGAGUGCUGUUGGUCUUUGUUUGGGAAACAGUUUGGACAAGAAGGAGGGUUGCAGCAUCCGAGGAGCACGUGUGGGAGAAACGAGGAGAACACAAUCCAUGAGAAGAAGUUAAGAACAUAGAUAAGGUUAGUCAGAUUAUUUGUGAAAAGAUAGUUGUUUGAUAUUACAUACCAUACUUAUUUUUUGUCAAAUUUAACAGUUAUACAACAUAAUUUAUUCAUUCAUAAAUUCGUAGAGAACAUAAGUAAUCUAUUUAAAAGGUGAAAAUUAAAUUUUGUUUUUUUUUAUAAUAAUAAGAACAGUCUACCGAAUCAUUUAAAUAAAAAUUUGUUAAAAGAACAGGAGAUAGUAGAAUUACAGAUUAAUUUUAGUAGAUAAAAUAAUUUUUUUUACGACAGAUUAUAUUUUCAGCAUACAUACUGAGUCUUAUGUUUGUGGUAUAGUAAUAGUAUAUGAAUAAAUAAUAUUUAUAAAAUUUA